This is a messenger RNA of Babesia ovata, 1095 nucleotides long. Its product is annotated as ribosome binding protein. The record is from RefSeq and is a predicted model, not a curated record. Lineage: Eukaryota; Apicomplexa; Aconoidasida; Piroplasmida; Babesiidae. The transcript has 2 exons. The coding region runs from base 1 to 1095 and encodes 364 amino acids.
AUGACACCGCCGGGUAUGGUAUCUCUGUGGUGCAAGACGCGCGGCUGUAGUAUCCCUGGCGGUGGACUGGGUAUUAGCAGAUCGUAUGGUCACGGGAUGAUGAGGGGAGACGGCGUGGCGGCGUCACAGUGCACUGCAUGUGGAGUUGCCCCGUCUCCCACUCAAUCCUUAUGUGGUGACCGACUGCUUACCCUGUUCCAGUUCGCCUACCGGCCUGCUACGGCCUUGCCGGAUUCCUCGGCUUGUCACCAUCCUUCGCCAAUCAGGUGGAGUUCUCGCACCACCGGGGAGCUUAUCUCCUUCUACAAUUUUGGGAAUUCUAUCUACAUUCCUCCUUCACAGUUGUCCUCACUGGGCUCCGCCCUCUCAAAGCCACAUGGCCACUGCCCCGACUGGGAUAAACUUGGUGACGCCGACCUCCAAGCCGUCCCGGGCAUCCGUGGCUCCGCCCCUCCCAACUCCAACAACCACGACAAGGACCAUCCCAACACCCUGUCCACACUGCUUGGUUGCGACAUCGAUAAUUCGCAGUGCCCACAACAUCUCUCGCCCAUCACCUACCGGGCCUACGCCCUGUACUCUUCCAGCUUCGUCCACCACUACUUCAGCUGGGCGGCCUACCUAGCAGACAGACUGUGGGACUCGCUUAUCAGGCUGCGCUGUGAUCUCGAGGACCUUCAAUGCCACGACUCCAAAGCCAAGGCCCUCAACCGCUGUGACAAUGCCAUGCCACUCCUCUAUUCUCACGGGUUCACGCCGCCGGAGGGCAUGUCGACAUCACUGAUCAAAUGCUCGGAUGUAGGAUCCAAUUUGGAAGAAGUGAUCUCAGGUGGACCCAUCGCAAGGCUUAUGAGCUGUAUGGAUGAGUUUCUCCAGAGUCCGGAAACCCUUCAUCACUCUCGUCUUCACAUUCGGCUCUAUCGCAAUGCUACUCCUCGCCCGCAAGCUGGUAUGCUGCAUGGACGUAUUGCACAUGGGCUCUCGUCUGCUAACGUCCAAGGCCUCCGACUCAAACGACGUCAAGGCGCUAUUCGCGCCGAACAAGAAGAUGCUCACCCUCUACCACGGCGUCGACUAGUUCGACGACCAUCUUGA